Messenger RNA from Penicillium nucicola, 1128 nucleotides. RefSeq lists its product as uncharacterized. Lineage: Eukaryota; Fungi; Ascomycota; Eurotiomycetes; Eurotiales; Aspergillaceae. Bases 1 to 1128 code for a protein of 375 amino acids. The record is from RefSeq and is a predicted model, not a curated record. Gene Ontology annotation, cellular component: mitochondrion. Gene Ontology annotation, molecular function: NAD binding; 3-hydroxyisobutyrate dehydrogenase activity; NADP binding. The transcript is spliced from 3 exons. Gene Ontology annotation, biological process: L-valine catabolic process.
AUGGGUCUCAAAACAGCUCUUGCCCUCCGGAAGGCAACUCUCCCCCAUACAUACUCAAAUGUCCGACGCUGGCCGUCCUCGGCCCGAGCUUUCUCAAUGACGGCCCACCGUGACGCAACGUGGGGUUUCAUCGGCCUGGGACAAAUGGAUUACGCGCAUUUGUAUCUUGCAAACGCGGGCUUAUACAUUGACAAUGCUCCAGGAUACAACAUGGCCAGGAACUUGCGCGCCAAGAUCCCCGCCUCGGAUACUUUGAUUAUUCGCGAUAUCAAUGAAGAUGCUAUGAAUCGAUUUGUUGCUGAAGCUCAGGAGGCUGCACGCAGUACUGGUGCUGGCACCGGCGAGGGUCUUGUUGAGAUUGCCGAGAACGCGCGCGAGGUCGCUGAGAAAUCGGAAGUCAUGAUUACCAGUUUACCGGAGUCGCAGCAUGUUAUUGAGGUGUUUCAUUCCAUUCUGAAGCACGGCGAGCUUCCCCCGCUUUCGCAAGAGCGGCUGUUUAUCGACACAUCUACUAUUGACCCUGUUACUUCUAAGGAUAUUGCAAACGCCAUCCACACUACUCAAGCCGGUCGUUUUGUUGAUGCUCCCGUAUCAGGUGGUGUUGUUGGCGCUCGCGCAGGAACACUCUCGUUCAUGUUUGGUGCUUCCUCGCAAACAGGACAGCUUCUUGAGCGUGUGCGUGGUGUGCUCGCCCUGAUGGGCAAGAAGGCCUGGCAUCUUGGAGAUCCCGGUGCCGGUGUCUCUGGCAAGCUAGCCAAUAACUACAUUCUGGCCUUGAACAAUAUUGCCACUGCUGAAGCCAUGAAUCUUGGUGUUCGGUGGGGCUUGGAACCCAAGGCUUUGGCUGAGAUGAUCAACUCUUCCACUGGCCGCUGCUGGCCUUCCGAAGUGAACAACCCUGUUCCUGGUGUGGUGGAGACCGCUCCUGCUUCCCGCGGAUACGAGGGUGGCUUUGGAGUCAGCUUGAUGCACAAGGAUUUGCGGUUGGCAAUCACAGCUGCGAAGGAGUCUGGAACUCCUCUUGCUUUGGGUGACAAGGCUCGCGAGGUUUACAAGGCUGUUGAGGAUGAGCACCGGGGUAAGGAUUUUUCAGUGGUCUAUAAGUGGCUGAAGGAGAAGUCUGAAUAG